AUGUUGGUUAAAAAAACUAUUACUUCUCUCGUUACGGCUCCUAUUACCCAAAACAUUGCUUUAAUUCGUUUAUCUGGACUCCGAACUUAUCCAAUUAUUAGCCAAAUUUUCGACCGUUCUUUACCGGAAUAUCCCCAAAAAAAACCACAAUUAAUUUUUGGCAAAAUUAUUAACUCACAAAAAGAAGUUGUUGACGAAGUAUUAUUACUUUGUUUUUAUCAGCCGCGUUCUUUCACUGGUGAGGACGUAGUAGAAAUCAGUUGCCAUGGUAAUUUAUUUAUUGUUAAUCAAAUAUUACAAUUAAUUUUGGAAAACGGGGCGGAAUUAGCCACGGAGGGUGAAUUUACGAAACAAGCGUUUUUUAAUGGCAAAUUGAAUCUAAUUCAGGCUAACGCGAUAAAUGAUUUAAUUCGGGCUCCUAGUCUGGAAGGAACCAAAUUGGCCCUUCAUAAUUUAAGCCCCAAGACGCAAAAAGAAUUAGAAAAUAUUGAAAAUGAAUUAUUAGAAAUUAUUGCGACUAUUAAAGUAAAUAUCGAUUAUCCCGAGUAUGACGGAGUAGAAUAUUUAACUGGUAGGCAAGUUUUGCCCCGUUUGAAUAGUUUAGUAGAAAAAUUAAAAAUAAUUAAAGAAAAUGGGAAAAAGGCUCGUGUUUAUCAAGAAGGCUUAAAAAUAGCCAUAGUAGGUAAGCCGAAUGUGGGAAAAUCUACUCUUUUAAACGCACUAUUAAAAGAGGAAAAAGCCAUAGUUUCGCCCCUGGCUGGCACUACUCGGGAUAUAGUGGAGGCCCGUUAUAAUUUAAAUGGCAUUCCUUUGACUUUGUUAGACACGGCUGGUAUCCACGAAACCCAAGAUAUGGUGGAAAAAAUUGGCGUAGCCCGAAGUUAUCAAGUCUUAGAGCAGGCCGAAAUUAUUUUUUUUUUAGUGGAUAAUUCUCGACCUUGGGACAGCAGUGACGAAAAUAUUUUUCAAAAAAUUAAGUUAAAAAACUAUUUACUUAUUAUUAAUAAAGUAGACAAACCCACUAAAUUACAAAUCUCUCCUUGUCUCCCCCGUGAAAAAAUACUAAAA
Messenger RNA from Ambispora gerdemannii, 1068 nucleotides. The record is from the annotation of a GenBank genome assembly. Lineage: Eukaryota; Fungi; Glomeromycota; Glomeromycetes; Archaeosporales; Ambisporaceae.